This is a messenger RNA of Chara braunii, 1358 nucleotides long. Lineage: Eukaryota; Viridiplantae; Streptophyta; Charophyceae; Charales; Characeae. The record is from the annotation of a GenBank genome assembly.
GGCUAAUGGGGAAAAGUAGACAAACACCAAGGAAAAUAGAGGGACAAAUUUGGAGAAGGUCGCUCUUUACUGUAGGGCAAAAUGGUGAAUGGUGAGCCAAACGGCAAAUUAGGAAACCAGGCAGUGAGGCAAGCGGGGAGGCAAGAGGCAAACAGCAAUCCUCUCCGCGAUAGCCUUGCUUUUUGCCAAUGCUGCAAGCAGGGAAGAGAGGCACACAGCAAGGCAAAUGGAGAGGCGAAAAAAUGGGGAGAGGAGGUAGCAUUUAACGGUGUGGCGUUGCGAAAGCCUAAAGCGAACAGCGACCCUUUCCCUGUUAGCUUUGAUGUUUGCUGUGCUCCAAGCAGGGAAGAGAGGCACACAAAACAGCACGGCAAUCGGAGAGGCAAAGGGUGAAGAGGUAGCACGUACUUCAGAUAUGGGGCCAUUGGGGCUACAACGGCUUUGGGGAAGGUGAGGGAAAUGGAGAAGGACGCUGUGCUUCAGAUAUGGAAAAGGGAGGUGAAAGGUGAUGGAAAUGAGGAAGCAACUUCAAGCAAACCUGACAGUGAGGCUAUACAGGGGCUGAAAGUGAGGGAAAUGGUGAAGGAGGCUAUGACGGGAGAGGACGCAAACAGCAAGGCAAACUGUAGGCAGGAAUGGGAAAAGGACGCACAGUUGGAAAGGGUGAGGCAAAUGGGGAAGAGACGCAACAGCAAGGUAAACGGAGAAGCAAAUCGCACUUCCACGAGUAUCCACGGAUUCCUUGUAGGCGUCGAGGCAGGCAGCCUAUCGCCAAACAUCAAACUGAAGAGCAUGCGUAUUUUGCGAACAGAGGAGGACGACAACGACGACGAGGAGCAGAACAGAGAACGAGGAGGAGGAGGAGGAGGAGGAGGAGGAGAACAGAGGAGGAGGAGGAAGAGGAGGAAGAGGAGUGUCUGCUAUAAGAUGAGAUUUUUAGUUCCAUUGUGGAGUGGCGCAGUUUAGGAAAAAGGCGUUUGCUGGGGGUGCGUAUCGAUGGGGCUGGGACAAAGUACAAGGAUUUGUAAUUGUACAAGUUUUGUAGCGUUAGGAGGAGGAGGAAGAGGAGUGGGAGAGUAGGGGCAGAAGGUGCAGGAAUAGGGGGGAGGAAUUGGGACAAGUUUUUGUAGUCAAAGAAUACAGGUGAUCGUGUUGCUCAUUGAUAGAGUGUUGAAUCUGUUUAUGGUGUUGUCAGAUAUUUCAGUGGUGAAUUCGGCGGUUUCGACUACUUCCGGCAUGAGUCGUCAUAGAAAUGUGCUGACUCGCAAGCAAGGGGCAGCUUGAUGGGGAGAGGGAGUGAAUAGCAGGCAUGGGACCAAGGAAGGUGCGACUCAGGAACGAGGCGAUCCCCUUUUCUU